This is a messenger RNA of Miscanthus lutarioriparius, 204 nucleotides long. The record is from the annotation of a GenBank genome assembly. NCBI's taxonomy places the organism in Eukaryota, Viridiplantae, Streptophyta, Magnoliopsida, Poales, Poaceae.
AUGGCUGCCAGUGCCAGCAAGACGAGGAGGGCGAUCCUUGUGCUCUUCAUCUGGGCCGUGGCCAUGCUCUUCUUCAUGGCCGCCCUCCACCCCAACGUACUCACGGCCGCCGACCAGGUCUACUGCAUGUGCUGCGCUGACAGAAGAGAGUGUGAACAAGACCCGACCUGCUGCACAGACGGUUGCUGCCGCAUGAGACCUUGA